GAAUAUAUAAAGAGGGAUGCCCAAAUAAUGGAAUAAUGAAUUGUGGACAGAUGUUAUACCGUAUAGCUGAUAAUUGGGCACAAUGCAUACGUCAGAGGUCAUAUCAUUGGUCGAAAACUUGAUAGAUACAAUUACAGAUACCGUAUAUCCCCUCUCUACUGUUAGUUAAAAGAAUAAAUUAACUUCCCUAAUGGUAUAUUUUAGUAGAAAUCUAAUUAUUGAGAUUUCUUUUUGUGUUAAUAUGUAAUAUGUCGUCUGCUUCCAUGGAUGUGGACGCUGAUGUAUUACUUACGAACGAACUAGGAAUGUUAGACGAAGAGGUGCAAAUACUGGGUCAGAAAAAACGUUCUAGGGAAGUUAACAGAGGUAAUGAAACGGACGCAUCUCUUGCAUCUACCGCAUCUACCGAAAAAUCAUCUUGCAAAAAGGCUAAAAAGACUUGUGGAAAGAAAGAAUCAGAUAAACUAAAAAAAAUUAUCGAAGAACUAUCCUCUGAAACAUCCCGGAGUCUGGAGGUUAUGGAAGAGGGAACUGAAAGUUUUUUUGAUCUGUACAAUGCAAUCAUUAAUACGGAAGGGCAGGUCGAGAUUGCAAAUCAAGACGUCAUUAAGUCGUAUUAUAAUUUCGGAAAAGCACUCGCUGAUCGAUAUGAGCAUUAUAAGGAAAAUAAUCCCAAGCGAACGGCUCAGACAUUGGUUAAUGAAGAAGUUAGAAAACAACUCCCUGUCUCUGCACUUAGGAAGAAAAAGGAAAGGGCUCUGAAGAUUUAUAAGCUAUUCAGUGAAAUCGACGAACAUAUGAUUCAGAGGAUUAAAUCUUUCUUUGCGUUGACAAUAUCUAAGUUAAAACAGAAUGACAUAGACCAUAUCAGAUAUAUUGACUAAGUUCGCAAGAUAGUAUUAUGCGUCACGUGACAUUGUGACCUCGAGGUCACAUUCUAUUAGCAUGUAUCUGAUGUUACCACCACAUUCUACGUAUCUAUCUUUAUA
This is a messenger RNA of Rhizophagus irregularis DAOM 181602=DAOM 197198, 989 nucleotides long. RefSeq lists its product as uncharacterized. The record is from RefSeq and is a predicted model, not a curated record. Lineage: Eukaryota; Fungi; Glomeromycota; Glomeromycetes; Glomerales; Glomeraceae.